Molecule: messenger RNA, 2994 nt
Organism: Liolophura sinensis
Lineage: Eukaryota; Metazoa; Mollusca; Polyplacophora; Chitonida; Chitonidae
Exons: 4
Coding region: 169-1539 (456 amino acids)
Biological process (GO): regulation of transcription by RNA polymerase II
Cellular component (GO): nucleus
Molecular function (GO): DNA-binding transcription factor activity, RNA polymerase II-specific; RNA polymerase II cis-regulatory region sequence-specific DNA binding
Source: RefSeq, a predicted model, not a curated record
CUCUGUGAAACUGUCGGCAGCGUAUGGUGAAUGCUUGGGGUCAUGUUAAGGGUCAGUUAGGAUCUACUGGUCACUCCAGCCGGACACUGGAGGACAGACUUGUUAUAUUUCUGCGCAGCUCACUAAUCCACCCAAAUAACUGCCAACAUUUUUGCGUCUGUUGGAGCCAUGCUGGUAUCAUUGCCAACGUGGUCGGGGAACAAUGGAAGACCUUUAGAUCCAGAUGAAGAUAGACAGGUUCGUCGCAGUGUUAGUGAGAGCUCCAGUGAUAGUUCCAGCGGGUAUUAUACUACCGUCAGCAUCUCAGACGAUGUUAACGGACUGGAACAUGGAGAAAGGCAAAGAAGGUCCUCCAGUGUGGAACUGGAUACGUUGCCGGAAUUUCUAGCUUUACUGCCGAAAACUGAUUUAAACGAAUCGCGGGAGUCGGAUGCUGAAGUGUGCCAAACGCUGUGUAGUGGUGUAAUAUCUGAUGUCCAAGCAAACCAAUCGCCCAUAUCCUCUGUGUCACGGGAUUUUAGAGUACGCAAAUCGCCGACAACAAAAUCGGUGACAUAUCCUGUGUUACCGGAUAUUUCAGUAAGUCAGCCGCUGACAUUGGAUAUGUCUUGUGAUCUUCGAUUAAAAGAAUCGGGCACAUACCCUGUCUCACCGGACCUUGAAAUAAGUCGAUCGCUGAUAACCGAUGAGUCACCGUAUCGUGGAGAAAGCCAAUCCCUAACAUCUGAUGUGUCAUCGGAUCUUGAAAUAACCCAUUCAGUGACAUACGUUGGAUCAUCGAAUCUUAAGAUAAGCCAGCUGCUAACAUUUCCAGUGUCACCGGAUGUACAAAUAAGCCAACCGCUGAAAGAUAUCACAACACCUACCGUCAGUGUACUCUCAUCUCCAAUAUCACCGGAUAUUGAAGAAGACAUACCCGUCGUGUUUAUGGCGCAAGCGGACGCUGACAUAAAUCUAUCGCCCAAAUCUGCCGUUUUACCGGAAGAUGACUCAAGCCUUUCAUCGUUAUUAUCGCCGUCUCCGGAAGACGAUGUUGACCAAUCAGAAGAUUUCGUCACCUUGCCCGUGGAUGUGUUGGACGAGUCCCCGGAUGUAUUGGAAGACCCUUGUUUCACGCAGGCGACUCUAGACAGCAUCGCCUCGGCACGACUUACGCCUCUGAUUAAACAAGAACUCAAAUGCUUGAUACAAGUACGACGACAUUUCGACGGAUUGGACUUGAGUCCCAUCGACUCAAACCGAGAUAAAUUGACAGAGGAUCCAUAUCAGCCGACAGAGGAAGACAUAAGACGGAGAUUAAGGCGACGGGAUCUGAACAAAUUAUCAGCCAGACGCUGCAGGGAAAAGAAGAACGAACAAGAGACUCUUCUUGAACAGGAAGCCGAGAAAUUAUCGGACGGAAACCAGACUUUGAGGAAAGAGAUAAUAGCGUUAAGAAAAGAGAUGAAGUUUCUUGAAAAGGCUCUACUUUCGCAUCGGCCUUGUAAGCGUCAGAAGCUCUACCCCAAGUCGAAUCAAGACAAGGCGUCUGGCGAAUGAGAGAUGUUAAAUAAAUAUUUAACUAAACACCGACAUUUCUGUCCCACUUUGUCUGUGCAGUCAAUGUACGAAAUUCUCUUCACAGUUCACCCGGAUUACCCGGAGAUUCCUACUACAUGAAGACUUAUAUGCAUGCGUGUAUGCAUUUGUGCUACAUUCAGCAUGCCACUGCCUCCCUUGAAGCCAGCUCUCAUGUAAAAGGCGUGUUAUGUUUAAAAGGCGAGAGCUACGUUACUGUAUCUACAAAUAUCCCAGUGUCUGAGGCAGGCAAUACUCCAUCUGGAAUACCUUAUAUUUGUGUACUCUGUGUGAACUGUGUACUCUAUGUGAACUGUGUACUCUGUGUAAACUGUGUACUCUGUGUGAACUGUGUACUCUGUGUGAACUGUGUACUCUGUGUGAGCAAGCGUACGCCGCCUUCUUGUCCCUAUUCAUGACUAUGGAAAAUCAGCAAUGAUGUACAUGUGUAGCUUCACCUGCAAAGUUGUUUCCAUCUGUUUGCGUAUGCCUCAAAGGAAACCACAGGCUCUCCAGAUGGUACAUCUUUUCUGGAUCUAGAUUUGCACAAAGACCAAAACGGUUUCCUCUCUCGCAGACUUUACGAACAAAAGGGAUAGUUUCAAUUUUAACAUUGUACAUUACCAUUACUUGGACAGCAAAUGGCGUGUACAUAUCUAACCUUGUACCAUUUGUUAGAUCCUCUGUGCUAUGUGGCAAUUUUAAUCAACGUCACAAGUUAUCAUUACUAAAAACUAAAGUGUCUAGGAUGUUCGGUGAAUUGUUUUCACUCUAAGUUUCUUGUUUUACAGUGAGUGUGGUUCUCUUGUGGGUUAAUAUGGACAGUGUCCCGAAUUUCUGGCACUCUGCUUCGUGACUGUGUCUAAUUCGUUUUUCCUUGGAGGUAGAGGCAGUAUAUCCAUUGUCUUGAAUUAGAUCGCCAGGUUGAAUGUAUACAUAUUUUAUUGUGGACAACUUUUACACUAGCACGGUAAAGGAUUUGAAUACUGAUUUGUUUUUUCAUAUGAAAACGAAUGUAGAGAGAUAACAACGGAGAUGAGUCGACUAAGGCCAAAUGUGUGACAGUUUAAUAAAAGGAUAUAAUCUUCAAAAUAAAAUUAAAGCCGACAUGCCGCACUUGCCAGAAAGAGGGGACUGAGCCACCAGCCGCAUACAGUGCCUGUAAGUGCAGUGUGGUUUACAUAAAAGACGGAGGAGGGGUUGGAGGAGAUCAAUAAAGAACGGACAAAACACGCCAUACUGCAAGCUUGAAUACUGAGUCAAUGUGGGUAGAGCAUGGCCUGUAUGAAUUUCAUUGGUGGAUAGAUCCCAACAAUUAAAAAACAAUCACGACAAGGAACUUUCAAUACCGAACGGUAGAAAAAUGCUAUGUUGUAACACAAGGUCGAUUUCAGCCAGCUGAAAGCGCUGAUUUAGCUCAUUCGCCUGAACAUAUCU